AUGAAUGCUAGAAGACAUGAAGGUGAUUCAAAGUCAAUGGAGUGUUGUUUUUCCAUGAUCAGAAGUGAAAUUGGUUGUCAAACAUUGGUUCACACUGGUUUGUUUAUUUCUCUUUCGGAUCUGAUGAGUGCUAGGAGGUUGGAUUUCUCUAGGAUUCAAGGUAGGCAGAGAGUCUUAUUUGAAAUAUUCCGGUGUCGUCCUCUAAGAGGAUGGUGGAAGUUAAACACAAAUGGGUGUUCUCUUGGCAAUCUAGGUAUCUCUAGAGUUAGUGGUGUGUUUCAAAAUGAGAAGAUGGAGGUUAUGGCAAAUUACAGGGAUCAUACCAAUUUUGAGGCGGAGUUUUUGGCUGUAAUAUCUGGGAUAGAACAUUCAGAAAAUCUGGGCGUCCAAAGGUUGUGGAUUGAAUGUGACUCGGCCGCAGUGGUUACUUUGUUUCAAAACAACAAGGUUCCUUGGAUCGUUCGUCAAAGGUGGUUAGCAUGCAUGAGGUUUUUAGAUCGUGUGGAGUGA
Macadamia integrifolia is the source of this 510-nucleotide messenger RNA. RefSeq lists its product as uncharacterized. The coding region runs from base 1 to 510 and encodes 169 amino acids. The transcript has a single exon. The record is from RefSeq and is a predicted model, not a curated record. NCBI's taxonomy places the organism in Eukaryota, Viridiplantae, Streptophyta, Magnoliopsida, Proteales, Proteaceae. Gene Ontology annotation, molecular function: RNA-DNA hybrid ribonuclease activity; nucleic acid binding.